AAUAAUGAAUUUAACCCUCAGUUGACCCCUGUACGGUAGAUAUAAAUGGUCCCCCUCCUAUGUUUUAUGUUACGUCUUCCACUCUCUGCUGCCCCCAGGGGAUGUUCUGAUGCCAUCAGGAAAAACGGCUGAGCCUGUGAUCAUAGAUAAUCUUGAUUCUACUGUGACUGUUCAGUACUCGCCCAGUGAGGCUGGUCUGCAUGAGAUGCACAUCAAAUAUAAUGGCACACACAUUCCAGAGUCUCCUCUUCAAUUCUACGUGAACCACCUCAGCAGUCCAAAUGUGACGGCCUAUGGUCCUGGAUUAAGCUACGGUGUUGCUAAUAAGUUGGCUUUGUUUACUGUUUGCACUGAGGAAGCCUCUGAAGGUGGUCUAGAUCUAGCUGUUGAGGGUCCGUCCAAAGCAGAGAUCAGCUGUGUGGACAACAAAGAUGGGACGUGCAGCGUCAGCUACCUCCCCGUGCUGCCUGGUGAUUAUAACAUCCUGGUCAGAUACAACCAGCAGCACAUCACUGGAUCACCCUUCAGUGCUAGGAUUACUGGUCAGUCUGGACACACACACACACAAAUACAAACUACGACACCCAAUAGAGGGGUCCUCAACUUAUGUCAGAGUUCCAUUCCUACGGUGCAACAUAACAUAAAUCUGAACUUUCAUACCUGACUUUAGUCAUUCACCUACACUAAAACAGUGGUCAUAUCAUAACCCAGGGCUUUCGAACAUCAGAAGGGUCUGACUUUCACCUGGGAGCCAUAAUGAAGGGCAAAAAGUUUCCAACAAAAAUAAAACGCAAAUUUAAAAAAAAGUGUGUGUAGAACAAUCCAGUGUAUGCCUUUAAACCAGCCAAUGUAAACAAAGACAUCUUCUGAGUAUAGUGUCGGGUGACAGUUUGUGCACAAAAAGUUUUCA
Messenger RNA from Cynoglossus semilaevis (tongue sole), 910 nucleotides. Its product is annotated as filamin-B-like. Lineage: Eukaryota; Metazoa; Chordata; Actinopteri; Pleuronectiformes; Cynoglossidae. The transcript has 3 exons. Gene Ontology annotation, molecular function: actin filament binding. Gene Ontology annotation, biological process: actin cytoskeleton organization. The coding region runs from base 110 to 664 and encodes 184 amino acids. The record is from RefSeq and is a predicted model, not a curated record.